AUGGUUUCGAUUGUGCAGGAGUUUGAAAUGGGUUCUUCAGACGAUGGUUACGACGGCCCAAUUGUUGGAAUUUACGAGCCAUUUUCUAGGUUAAAUGAGAUGGAUUUUGAGUUGCACGGGAUUUACAUGGAUCAUGAACCAAAGCAGGAGUCGAUAACAAGGCUUAAUAAAUCUAAGGAUCCAUUUCUUAACAUUUUACUUAGUGAUGAGAACAUCAUAAUUUCAAGUAUGGCUGAUGAAGUCAAAGCUCGAGUAUACCAUGGUAAUGAUUUACAAAAUGAUGAGGAGGCAGAGGAAGUAGUGACGGACAACUACAAAAUACAUGAUCCAAACGUUAGGUGGGAUAAGAUAGAACCUAAGUUAGGGGAGAUGCUACUAACCAAGUACUCCCAAAAAGCUUGGGAUAUUGUUGAUGUGGAAAACACGGAUAAUUGGAUAUGGUUUCUAGUGCUUUUGAAGGAUGAUGUUGACCUUAGUACUAGUGCAUAUUUGGUUGUCAUUUCUGAUCAACAUAAAGGUUUGCUUGAAUCUGUUAAGGUUAUUUUGCCACAUGUGGAGCAUAGACAGUGCGCUAGACACAUUUAUGCAUGUUUUGGGAAAGCUUUCUCAGGAUUGGAGUUCAAGAAAUUGUUAUAG
Lactuca saligna is the source of this 636-nucleotide messenger RNA. The record is from the annotation of a GenBank genome assembly. NCBI's taxonomy places the organism in Eukaryota, Viridiplantae, Streptophyta, Magnoliopsida, Asterales, Asteraceae.